Camellia sinensis is the source of this 375-nucleotide messenger RNA. Lineage: Eukaryota; Viridiplantae; Streptophyta; Magnoliopsida; Ericales; Theaceae. The record is from RefSeq and is a predicted model, not a curated record.
AUGAAUGACGAGCUACACAGUGGUGAACAAAUUGUUUUGGGCUACAUUCAGAAUUCUGAUAGCGAUUCAGACGAUGAUUCUGAUGGCGAUUCAGACGAUGAUUCUGUUUUUCCUCAUCUUGCAAACGGUUAUGCAAAUCCCGUAGAAAUUAGAGUAUCUUCGAUCGAUCUCAACGAUGACGAACAUACAAAAAGCAACAAAGAAGAUGAUGAUGAGAGGAUGAGAGGGGUUACUGAUUCGGCGAUACGGAGAGCGUUCAGAGAAGAUGAGAGUCGUCGGAAUGCUCCGUUGACGGUCGAGAUGGCAAUGAGAGUGAUGGAGGGUUGGGAUCCAAUAAUUCUAUACUGGACUAAAGCUCCAAACUCUGAAGAUUGA